UUCAUCUGAGAGAACAAUAUAUUCAGGCAUGUUGAGAUAUGUUGCUGAAAUGUAUGCGACUAAUUUCAACUGGUUCAUAUUAAGUUCUGGCAGUUUCUUUCUUAACUUUAAGAAAUUGAGGUUCUUAGGAAGUUUAGAUUACUCAAGGAAGUAUCUUUUUCUUCCGGCAGCAAGUGUACACAAAGGAUUUCAUAAUGAUACCAGGGGAGGUAACAGGAUAGAUAACUCUUCAUUCUAUCGUGAAACAGAAGGAAAUGACAAAAUCACGGAUUUGAUCCUUCAACCUGGAGUAACAAUGAGCAGAUCACUGUUGCAGAAAUUAUCAACAAAACAUUGUUUCAAUAAAACAAAGGUUUAUCAAGAGUGUUUAGAGAACGUCACAAUUUCCUGGUUCACAGAGGAAGACAACGAUGGUAACAAGAAAAAAAUAAAUUCUGGCACUUGCCAAAAGGAAAAUGAAGACCUUACUACGACAAGUUCAGUGACAACUGAUCUCUCUAAAGAUAUGGAUUGUUUAUACAGACUUCGCAUUCAGCUUCUUUCAAAAAAAGUUCGUAAUCUCAGUUUCAAACACAAGAAACUUGAAACUAAACUAAAAAUUCUCCAAAGUUCCAUCACUCGAACAGUCUACGAAAAGCUCCAUGAGAUAAGGUUCUAUAAAGAUUUCAAACGGAAAGUUGAUUAUGCUCACAUGUUCACUCUCACCAAGGACUUGGAAGUAAAUAACAAAGAUUCCUGGUCAUUACGUUAUCAUAAGUUGCAAGGAACAACAGGGAUAAUCAGGACAAUUAUGGACGCAAUAAGUAAAGCUCAUCACGAGAACCUCCAGUUUCACGCACUCUAUUAUGGCUACAUGUUAAAUCAGCCAAUCAGAGGCCUGCAAUAUCGGUUGAAUAUUUUCACGAACAAAGACCGACACAUAGCAAGAUCAUAUCAAAAAUUUGGUGCAAUCGAAAAACGAAUUAUAAAAACAUCUGAGACGAAGCCAGUUACUAUUGUUGUACCGCUUGCAGGAAGAUUAAACAACUUUAAACAAUUCAUGAAAAAUCUAGAGCAAAAUAUCUUGAAGAAAAAUGAUCCAAUCACGCUUCUUGUCGCAUAUUUCCCAGAAGUGACACCUUCAUUAGAACACAAGAAGAUUUUUCAUCAAUUUAACAUGACGUACAGAAAUCACAUCUUCAUAUGGCUAGACCUGCCAGGCUCAUUCGCCAGGGCCCAGGCCUUACAAGCUGCAGUAGAUUUUAACAAAGACAAUAAUUUACUAUUCUUUGCUGAUGUUGACUUGACUUUUAACGAGGACUUCAUACAGCGAUGUCGUGAUAACACCGUCGCCAAGCAACGCGUAUAUUUCCCAGUCAUGUUUAAAUUAUUCAACCCAAAGAUCCUUGGUUUUCAACUCAAACCAACCGAAUAUUUCAGAUCAUUUGACAGGGAAGUUGGGGACUGGGCAUUAUACUCGUUCGGGCCGGUAUGUGCAUACAGCUAUGACGUCAUCUCUAUAGGUGGAUUCAACGUUAAAAUCAAAGAAUGGGGAUACGAAGAUAUACAUUUGUUUGAAGCAUUCAUAUCAAGAAAUAAAUACGAUAUUAUAAGAGCAGCUGACCCAGGACUUAUUCACAUUUAUCACGCGCAUAGUAAAUGUGACGUCAUUAAAAAUAAUAUUCAGCGGUUAAUGUGCACGGGCGCAAUGUUGAACAGCCUGGCAUCUGCGGAUAGCAUAGUUAAAUAUUUACUGAUGAAAAAAUAUGUCAACUUAUAAAUUUUAUUAGUAAAUUAUUCACCACAAUAUGUCGUAUAUUUAUGAGAAAGUAAAUCCUUCAGUGCCGUGUC
Messenger RNA from Dendronephthya gigantea, 1830 nucleotides. Its product is annotated as chondroitin sulfate synthase 3-like. The record is from RefSeq and is a predicted model, not a curated record. The coding region runs from base 29 to 1759 and encodes 576 amino acids. Gene Ontology annotation, cellular component: Golgi cisterna membrane. The transcript is spliced from 2 exons. Gene Ontology annotation, molecular function: glucuronosyl-N-acetylgalactosaminyl-proteoglycan 4-beta-N-acetylgalactosaminyltransferase activity. Lineage: Eukaryota; Metazoa; Cnidaria; Anthozoa; Malacalcyonacea; Nephtheidae.